UCUUUCUCUUUCCUCUCCAUUUUUCAUCAGAAAGGAGAUAAGAUAAGUUGAGAUGAGAUGAGAUGAGUGGAAUCAACAUGAAAGCCAUUGCCAUUGCCAACAACCAUCAAAAAAAGCAACAGCGAGCUCGAACUGACGACGAUCUUCAGCUCGAGUUGUUCAGGGAUGUGAAGGCGGCAUCCGUCAAGAAAUAUCUCUACCCUUAUUCUUCCGACGACAUUGACCGAUCCAUUUGUGGGUUCGAUUCUGAGAGAAUGAGGGAUUUUUCGAACGUCCUCACUGUUUCCACUAAGAUUGUGGCUGAUAAGAGCAGUCUUCUGAAUUUAGAUUUGGAGAAGAACGAGUUUAACUGGCUCUUGACACCUCCUGAUACCCCAUUGUUUGCCUCUUUGGACUCUGAACCUGCAGCAGUAAGACUCAACCUUGGGCACAGGACCAAGCUACCUAAUGGAACUUCAAGGGGAAGUUCUCGAUUCAAGCCUGAUGGAGUCACUUCAAGUUUGCAAAAUUCAAGCACAGAUCAUAACUCUGGCCAUCGAAGGAGUCAUUCAUCUGCCAAAAUUGGAAGUUCCAAGGCGCACACAAUGCCUUUAACCUCGUACAAACGUAGUUCUUCAACCCCACCUUCUAUUUCAUCACCAUCAUCAACAAAUAAAAGCAGGUCUAGCUCUAUUAGGCGCUCCACUUCAACAGGGAAGCGCUCCACCUCAACAGGGAAAGGCUUAAUUGAACGAAACUCUCGCAGUCAAGGUUCGUCGCCUGAGCUACCAAGUGCUCAUCUGAAUAACUACCGAACUGCCCACAAGUUCAGUGAUAUGGGACCUAGACAUAGGAGCCUCCCAUCUUUCCCUUGCAGAGAAGGAGCUUAUUCUUUAUGGCCAACUUCACUGAAUCACAAAAGAAUACAAAGGGAAGAUAAGAUACACACACAAACUAGAACACAGAAGGAAGAUAAGACACACACACAAACUAGAACACAUAAGGAAGAUAAGAUACACACACAAAUUAUAACACAGAAGGAAGAUAAGACGUACACACAAACAAGACCACAAAGGGAAGACAAGUUUCAUGCACAAUCAAGAAAACCAAAGGAAGAUAAGGUUCAUGCAUAAACAUGGCAGGAGAUAUUUGCAAGACAUAAAUUCGGGUAUCCUCGUGUUAAUAUGUCGAAGACAGCAGCUUACAAUUCAUCUCAGGCUUCAAGUAAUCCUGGCUUUAAUUCUUAAUUUUUACUCCACCAUGUAACUUACUUAAUCUAUAAUGUAAAUCAUCAAAAUUGU
This is a messenger RNA of Amborella trichopoda, 1280 nucleotides long. RefSeq lists its product as uncharacterized. NCBI's taxonomy places the organism in Eukaryota, Viridiplantae, Streptophyta, Magnoliopsida, Amborellales, Amborellaceae. The record is from RefSeq and is a predicted model, not a curated record. Gene Ontology annotation, biological process: cortical microtubule organization. Gene Ontology annotation, cellular component: cortical microtubule.